Grosmannia clavigera kw1407 is the source of this 1869-nucleotide messenger RNA. Its product is annotated as myb DNA-binding domain containing protein. The record is from RefSeq and is a predicted model, not a curated record. Lineage: Eukaryota; Fungi; Ascomycota; Sordariomycetes; Ophiostomatales; Ophiostomataceae. Bases 1 to 1869 code for a protein of 622 amino acids. The transcript has a single exon.
AUGGCCACUAUCGAGCCGCGACUUAUGCAUCUGCUAAAUGUCAAUGACUCCAGAGACCACCUGCCGUCUAUCCACAGCACUCUUGGCUCCCAAAACAACGCCGAAGAUGGCGAUGUUCUUCUUCUCCCACCCCUCGAGCUCAACGUCUCUGAGGGUACCUCCCCGACUUCUCUAAAACAGCAACAGCAACAGCAACAGCAGCAAGCUGCAUUGGCUACCACAAGCGCUUCCAUAUAUCCAUUGUCUAUCGAAGAUGACCAGAACUACAAUUCCACCGGAAGUGGAUGGCCUGCACGCGCUAUUCGUAUGGCGUCUGGGGACGUUAGUGGUGCUGACUUCUCUGCUCUUCCAAGCAGUCCUGAUGAUCCCUCGCUGGCAGGGUCUGCGUCUAUCAAUGGCAAACGACUUCGCGUGAUUCCACAUACCGACGAGCUGAUCCAGCUUCCCCAGCCGUUGAAGAAACAGAAAUCCAACCAGCAGGUUGGAGCUCUCAGCCAGGUCUUUCCUCCUAUCAUCAACGGCUUGCAUGAACCGCCGCCAAACGCCGCCGUAUUCCCACCCAUCGCCUCGGACUUCGACGCCAAUGCUACAUUGGGUCGGGGAGCAUUAACCACCGACUUUGUUAAUGGCGGAGAGGGUGGCGGAGGCGUUGGUGGGAAUCUCGGAUAUGAAGGAUUGAUGACGGGAGCGACCUCCGCCUCUGCUACAGAAACAGACAGAUUUGGCGAACCGUUUUUAGCAUCGGGCAUAUCGUCAUCGGCAGCCGGGUAUACGACAGCAGCGCCCACAUUGCCGUCCUGUGCAUUCAAUCAGGGGGGAAUUACGGGAGACUGGGCGCAUGGAUCGUCGGUAUCAUCCUCAAACACAAAGCCGAAACGGCGUGCUGCAAAGCCUCGUCGACGAUGGACGGAGGAAGAGACCAACCAGCUGCUCAUCGGCGUCAGCAGGCACGGUCUAGGCAAAUGGACUGCGAUUCUCGAAGACCCGGAGUUCUCCUUUUGCAACCGCUCAGCUGGCGACCUGAAAGACCGCUUCCGAACCUGCUGUCCUGACGAACUUCGCGGAAAACUCAACCAUGCGGACCGUUUGGCAGCUCCAAAUCUACCGACGACCGGGCCGUCAACAAGAGCGCGGCUGAAAACUAAGACAAGCCUGACGCUGGAGGACAUCCUGAUCGAGCAGGAUGUCCAGUAUGAUCUACAUGGCCAGCCUCCCCACCCAGACGUGCCAAUAGCAGAGUCCUCAUCAGCGACGGGACUAGAACCCAAACUACGCAAGAGACGGGUGCACAGACGAAACAUGGAAGACAUGGUCAAAUUGGGCAUCCAGGGUCCGUUUAAAAAGUCGCAUCGUCGAGAGCGGCGGCCCUUUACAGAACAGGACGAUCGAGAGAUUCUCGAGGGCCUUCAGUUAUAUGGCCCAGCUUGGACCAAAAUCCACCGCCAUCCACAGUUCAAUCUGUCAAGCCGCCAACCGACAGACCUUCGAGACCGAGUGCGCAACAAGUACCCAGAGACAUAUGCCAACAUUGAGAAGGGCGUGUAUCAGCUACAGCCACAAGAAGUUGAACAGGGCGACCUGAAUACAGGUGCAGGUGGCACCGGCAGCGGGAGUACUGCGAACGAUAGCACAAUUAUAUCAGGAGCCAGCACUCUUCUGGAGCCGUCCGUCAAUACGACUAUGGACAACUCUCGACCUUCUCGACCAUCAUUGCCGUCACUGCUACACGUCGAGCCUUUGGAAUCACACGAGCCGUCGGCUUUUGAUAUUGGAGAGGCAUCAAGUUCUGCGUUUUUAGGAAAUGUCGGCGAAAUGGGCAUCUCCCGGCUGUUGUUGGACGAUCCCCAGAUCCCGUCGUAUCCUAUGUGA